AUGAAAUUGUUAUUUACAAUUUUAUCAGCUUUCAUUUUAUUGAUUGCAUUGACCAAUGCACAAAGAGAUAGUAUAAAAGUGACUGUUACGAUUUAUGAUCAUCAUCCACUAAAGAACACCAACUUCCAGAAGCCAAACUGUGGAGUGACCAAGGGCUUGAUUCAAAGUAAUCUUAACCCAUCCACCAAGAUUCCAGUACUCAACUCUCAAUCAUCGGAUCUAAAGAAAUGUUACGACAAUACAACAACAUUCCCACAAUUCUUCCAAGCCACCAAUGACGUCAACAUCCAAAUCGUCCAAGACCUCGAAGCCGUCUACGACGACACUGCCAGAGGUUACGUCUAUGCCAACUCUUUUUUCUUCCCCAUCAACAAUCUCGGUUGGGACGUCUAUCCAGAACUCAAACGUGACGACAAGGAUACACGAGGUAUCAGAGAAAACUUCCAUUUCUGUCUCAAAUUCAAUGCUCAAUUCAAGUACAAGAAUCAAGGUAAAUUCGACUUUUUCGGUGAUGAUGAUGUCUACCUCUUUAUCAACAACAAGUUGGUAAUGGAUUUAGGUGGUGUACAUGGUAGUGUUGAUGGUUCAAUCAAUGUUAAUGGUUUAGGUUUAGUUGCUGGAAACAUUUAUGACUUUGAUUUCUAUUUUUGUGAAAGACAUACAUCAUCAUCAGCAUUGAAAUUUACAACAGAUUUUGAACCAUACUGUGCAUCGACAGAUUAUUGUGGUGCUUGUAAUGGAAAGGGUGAAUGUUGUUUCAAUAACAAUGGCUGUGAUGAUAAUGAUGUUUGUACUAUUGAUACAUGUCCACCUGCCAAUGCUCCAGGUCUCAACCCAAACAAUUGGAAGGAGGCUUGUACUCAUCAACGUAUCAAUGCUACUGCUGAUGCUGCCGACCUCUGUUUCAACAUGGGUAAUGUUGGAGGACAAUGCAAACCAAUCCCAGUACAAUGUAAUAACCCACCAUCCAAGUGUCAUGUAGCUCAACCAUGCAACACUUUAACUGGAUGCUCCUACACUGCCAAGACAUGCACACCAACCAACCCAGCCAACAAGUGUCAAUCGGCUACUUGCGACGCAUCGACUGGCGACUGCAAGACUAUCACCAAGACCUGUACCACCCCACCCAAUGCCACAUUGUGUGGUUCGACCGGCACAUGUAAUGGAAAUACCGGUGAAUGCGAGUACCAGUGUUGUCCAAAGGACUUGGAAAACAACAAUUGUAUCAGCUCGACCUGCUCGCAGUCGGGUAGCCUUGUCGUCGUCGACAAGUGUGCAGCUCAAUCCACCCCAUGCAACACUUUUACCUGCCAACCUGUCAACGAUGUCAAGACCUGCGUUCCAACCUUCCUCUGCGACGAUGAGAAUGCCUGUACCACAGACUCGUGCAAGGCCGACAAGACUGGAUGUCUCCACGAAGCAGUCGACUGUAACGACGACAAUGUCUGUACAAUCGACUCUUGUAACUCGACCUUGACCGGUGACGGCGUUGUCAACGGUUGUUUCACAACCGAUGUAGUAUGCGAGCAAGAUCCAGAAGACCUCUGCACCGUCUAUGCCUGUGACAAGGUAAAAGGAUGUAUUGCCACCCCCGUCGUCUGUCCAAUCGGCGAUGAUCUCUGCAACAUCCCAUCCUGCAACAAGACUAUCGGAUGUCUCGUCACACCCAAGACUUGUGUCGCCGAAGACGACGAAUGUCAGCGUGCAUACUGUAAUGCCGAGACUGGCGAGUGUAUCACCAAGAACCGAAGUCCCACUCCCUUCAACUGUCUCUCUGAUGCUGCCAAGGGUGGUAUCAUCUCGUCUGCAGCCAUCGCCGGUAUCGCCAUCGGUGGUGCUGCCGCCGCCGCCCUCUUUGCCUUUGCCGGCAAGAAGGGUUACGACUACUGGAAGGAACACAAGGAGACCAAGAUGUCAUCUGUCAAUGCCAACCCACUCUAUGAAAUGAAUACCAGAGGUGCCGGUGAAAAUCCAUUAUUCACAUCCCCAGAUGCUGCACUGUAA
Messenger RNA from Cavenderia fasciculata, 2004 nucleotides. RefSeq lists its product as uncharacterized. NCBI's taxonomy places the organism in Eukaryota, Evosea, Eumycetozoa, Acytosteliales, Cavenderiaceae. Gene Ontology annotation, cellular component: extracellular region. The transcript is spliced from 2 exons. Bases 1 to 2004 code for a protein of 667 amino acids. The record is from RefSeq and is a predicted model, not a curated record.